Periophthalmus magnuspinnatus is the source of this 4340-nucleotide messenger RNA. RefSeq names its product flotillin 1b (gene flot1b). The record is from RefSeq and is a predicted model, not a curated record. Lineage: Eukaryota; Metazoa; Chordata; Actinopteri; Gobiiformes; Gobiidae. The transcript is spliced from 13 exons. Bases 156 to 1430 code for a protein of 424 amino acids. Gene Ontology annotation, biological process: protein localization to plasma membrane; positive regulation of endocytosis; positive regulation of cell-cell adhesion mediated by cadherin. Gene Ontology annotation, cellular component: plasma membrane.
ACAAGGGGCGUGGUCUUCCUGCGUUUACUAAACUGACAUUUUUGCCUUUCUUCUGACGGGAAACUACUGCACUCUUUAACGACAGAAACAGCCGAGAAAUCCGCACUUUGACUCUUUUAUUCAAUACAUAUCGGCUCGGCGCAGAAGGACCGAACAUGUUUUACACUUGUGGACCGAACGAAGCCAUGGUGGUGUCUGGCUGUGGCCGGUCUCCUCCUCUGAUGAUCGCAGGAGGACGUGUGUUUGUUUUCCCGUGCAUUCAGCAGAUCCAGAGAAUAACUUUGAACACUUUGACUCUGAACGUGAAGAGCGACAAAGUCUACACCCGUCAUGGCGUCCCCAUCUCUGUCACUGGAAUAGCUCAGGUGAAAAUCCAGGGUCAGAACAAAGAGAUGCUGGCGACGGCGUGUCAGAUGUUCAUGGGGAAGUCGGAGGGGGAGAUCGCUCAGAUCGCCUUGGAGACGCUGGAGGGUCAUCAGAGAGCCAUCAUCGCUCAUCUGACUGUGGAGGAAAUCUAUCAGGACCGUAAGAAGUUCUCCGAGCAGGUUUUUAAGGUGGCCUCGUCUGACCUGGUGAACAUGGGCAUCGGUGUCGUCAGCUACACCCUGAAGGACGUCCACGAUGAUCAGGACUAUCUCCACUCUCUGGGUAAAGCCCGAACUGCUCAGGUCCAGAAGGACGCCCGGAUCGGAGAGGCUCAGUACAAGAGGGACGCCGUCAUCAGGGAAGCCCACGCGAUGCAGGAGAAGGUGUCUGCUCAGUACAAGAACGAGAUCGAAAUGGCCAAAGCUCAGAGAGAUUACGAGCUGAAGAAAGCCGCCUACGACGUGGAGGUCAACACCAAGAAGGCGGAGUCUGAGAUGGCGUACCAGCUCCAGGUGGCAAAGACCAAGCAGCGGAUCGAGGAGGAGAAGAUGCAGGUGCAGGUGGUGGAGCGCUCUCAGCAGAUCAUGCUCCAGGAACAGGAGAUCAUGAGGAAGGAGAUGGAGCUGGACGCCAAGAUCAAGAAGCCCGCCGACGCCGAGCGAUACAAGCUGGAGAAGCUGGCCGAGGCUCAGCGCCUGCAGCUCAUCAUGGAGGCUGAGGCCGAGGCCGAGUCCAUCCGGAUGAUGGGAGAGGCCGAGGCGUUCGCCCUGGAGGCUAAAGGCCGGGCCGAGGCAGAGCAGAUGGCGAAGAAAGCCGACGCCUUCAAACAGUAUCAGGACGGAGCCAUGGUCGACCUGCUGCUCGAGAAGCUGCCUCUGAUGGCCGAGGAGAUCAGCAAGCCCCUGUCCUGUGCUCAGAAGGUUACCAUGAUUUCCAGCGGAGGGUCAGAGGUCGGCGCGGCCAAACUGGCGGGAGAGGUGCUGGAGAUCAUGACCAGGCUGCCCAGCGCCGUGGAGAAACUCACCGGGGUCGACAUCUCUCAGGUCACUGGAAAGACACAUUAAGAAGAGGAGUCUGAAGAAGUGCAUUUUCUCCAUGUGCCUAUAAUUACAGUACUGACAUCUACACUAGUCCGUCAUGUGUGUUUGCAUGUUUUUGCAUUUAUAUCAGGUGCCCUGCCAUAGGACCAGCACCAUCAGUACUGUUAAAAUGUUAAAAUGUUAAAAUGUUCGUUUGAAACUAUAGCGUAAAAAAAAUUGACAAUAUUGACUUUUUUAAUUUGAAAUCAACUUUUAAAACGUUAGAAUUAGUUUUAACAUUUUUUUUAUACAAGUAACAAUAAUACAAUCAACGUUUUUUACAUAAUUUCACCUGGUAUUACCUCUUUUUCUAUGUAGGUGUUUGUUAAUUUGUCUGUUACCAUGGCGAUGUGUCUUGUAAGUGGGCAGCGUGUGAUUUUAAAUGUGACGCUUUUCAGACUGAAGCGAGAGGAAGUGGUUCGAGGGAGCAGGGUUUUCCUGUUUGAGUUUAUGAAAGUAUUUUGCGGUGGGAGGAAAAAAAAAAAGAGAAAUGCUGUUAAUUUUAGGCCGCGUCCCGUUUCUUGCUCGUUCCCGUCGUCGCCUCGUUCCUUAAAACUUUUCCUCAGCCGCCAAUCAAGCUCAAAAUAGGCUGCGGUUUUCACGUUUUUAGUGCAGUUAUUGGUUUAUUUUAGAUUAAAUUAGAACCAAAACGGACUUUACUUCUCUGCUGGGUGUUCAUAACCUGCUUGUCUCCACGGAGUAAUGAUUGCUUUUCCUGUAAUGUUCCACGGUACGGCAUUAAACACUAAAACGUGCUCCUGCGGCGUCACGUUCUCGCCUCGUCGCGAUGGACAAUUUUAGCGCUACACUGUGAAAAAUUCCAGCUAAAAUGAUAACAUCCAUUGAGACAAGCAGGUAGAAGACACGCCAAUAGAAAAGUUACGUAAUUUAGCUUUAAUUUCAUGACUACAGUGGGAUUUUUUUUUUUUUGCGCGAUAGUCACAAAAAGCCGUAGCAAAACUCGAGCCAAAUUAGGCAAAUAUGGAAAAACAUAGACUUCUUUUCUCCGUCUGAUAUUGCGGCGUCUCGUAUCCUAUCCACGGUUUAAGUUGCCAUUUGGACCGUUGCCAUAGUAAUUAGCCAUUCAAAAGUCUUCAAAAUGGCGGCUACGAACAGGAAGUUUAAACCCGCGAAUCGAUACCAUCAUUUCGGCCAAAGCUGUGAACGUGAAACGGCUGAAGAUGUGACUGACGGAACCGAGGAGACGAACGAACAGAAACGCGGCGCAGCCUUUAGUCGGACGUCGGCGCCUACUAACCUACUACUGUUUAUAUGCUACUAGUGAAUGUGUUACCGCCGAGCGUAGACACGUCUGCGUAUUGUAGAGAGAUUUCCGUUUCCGUUUAAAGGACGUGUUUAUUCUCCUCAUGUGGACGUCCCGUGUGAGCUGCUUCUUUUUGUUACUGUUCUUAUCCAAAGGUUUUUUCCGCUUCCGAGCCUUAUGCACCGCUCUACCGCCAAGUGCCUGGUUUAAAACGCCUGUCCGACUCGUGUACACUGCAAAAAACGAUAUCUGCAUGAGAUAAAAUGAGUUACAAUCAGAAUAUUCGUCUUUUGUAACAGUUUGGACCAAAAUAGAUGACGCAGGGUAAAGGUUAAAAAUGAAACUGAACUUAACCGAAUGCCCUAAAAUAUUUAAAAUAAUAUGAUUUGACCUCAUCUAAAUCUGACUUUUUCUACUGUGAUGUUCUGCUAGCUGCCUGUAAUGUUCCGCACUACGGCAUUGAAGUUAUUUUUGCAUUCGAUCGUUUACUUGUGUUUACAAAUCCUUCAAAAACCAUGCAUUCUGACUGUGAAUGGGCUCGGCUCGCCUCUCCACCGAGCUGAUCUGUAACUUGGCCCGGUGCUGUUAUCUCCGGAGACGAGGAGAUGAGUUUAAUGUCGUACUGUGGAACAUUCCAGGUAAAGUGAUGACAUCUCUCUGUAGACAAGGUGGCAGUGGAUCGCUCAGAAAAGUUACGUAUUGCAGCUUUCGUGUAUUUUAACUGAGACCAAUGAAUUUUUUCCGUUGGUUUAAAAUCAGUUUAGCCAAAAAUAAAUCUUUUUUUUAAUUUAAAUUUUUAUUUUAAGUGCAAUUUUCUGACCCCAGUGACGGAUAUUUUAGUUUAAAGACUCGAUAUUUUGCUAUUUUUUCUGUUGUAAUGUCGUUUCCUCGUCACAAACAGACCUGGAGUUGUGUUUUGUUUCUGCAGAUUUUUAUGCUGAGUUCUUCUCUCAAACUGAAAACACUCUGUUCCACCUUGUGAUGUCAUCGUGUGGCGAUACAGGAAGUGCUCCGCUGUGUUUUUAAACUCCACACACCUUCAUCUAUAGAAUCAUUUGGAUCAUUUCAGCUUCUAGAAUUGCCACUUAUCUCGACUGAACUAAAGGUAAAAGGAGCUGUUAAAAACUGUUAAACUACCACUUGAUGACAUCACAAGGUGGAACUGAGCGUUUUGAGCUUUGGAGAUGUAACAGACUAAUAAUAAUAAAACAAAACACAACUCCAGGUCUGUUUUUGAGGCGGUAACAGCUUUAGAACAUGACUUAACGCUCACAAUAGUCAAUUUUGUGUAAUUUAGACCUUUUCAAAGCGACGUUACGUUUUAAUCCAAGUCCCAGUUUGGUUUUUUUAACCUGAAGAUAAGUAUUUUGAUUUUAAACCAUUUUACCUCAUGUUGAUAUUUAAUUUUUUACAUUUCUCUGGGAAGCUUUCUUCUUAUCCAAAUCACAAAAGCCAUUGACCGCUGCUGUUCCGAUCUCGAGGUUUAGAGCCACUUUUGUUAAUUGCUCGUAAGUUUAUCUAUGAAAACUAUUAGCAUGUUGUAGUAAAAUUGUAUGACAUUAGUGUUGUGUACCUGUCUAUAUAAAAUGAUUUAAAAUACUGUGUAAAAUAAAUACUUUUCACUGACUAAA